Molecule: messenger RNA, 573 nt
Organism: Trypanosoma grayi
Lineage: Eukaryota; Euglenozoa; Kinetoplastea; Trypanosomatida; Trypanosomatidae
Exons: 1
Coding region: 1-573 (190 amino acids)
Source: RefSeq, a predicted model, not a curated record
AUGGUGAAAACAACGAAGCGCCGCGAGGAGUCGGCGACAGCGGUGCAGAAGCAGUCAAAGAAGACGACGAGGGCCACCACCACAGCCGCUGCGAGCUCUGGCGGGCAUUCUCCGUAUAAGAAGCACCAUCACCAACAACAGCAGUCGAGUCCGCAGCAGCAGCAGCAGUCCAAGAAGAGUGAGGCGCUGCGGGCGGCGUUGGCCACCGCGUUCUCCGCUCCCACCACGCGCGUCGACGACGCUUCUGCUGCUGACGAGUACGGGAAGGGCAGCCCAACAGACCGGCUGCAGUUCGGCUACGCACCAGCCAUCGCGGCAGAGGCCGUUGCGUUUCACACCGCCAUACCGGCGAAGAAGUGGGUUGCGGAUCGGCGCAGUCAGGGCCGCAUCACAUUUGUUAAGAAGCAGAAGCUAACGAGGCCCAACUGCGAGCCCAUGACAUCGCUGCUCAAGUUGAAGGAGCACUGGAGGAGCACGGCUCAGUUCGUAGCAGAGGUGCGCGGUGGCGACGUUGGACAGGACACAGCCGACGACCUUCUGGAGAUGCUCGUGUCGCGGCAGCGCGUGGCGUAG